AUGUCUAACAAGCCUGUCUUCCUAGCCACGCACCCGCGGGCAUGCUCUACCGCCUUCGAAAGAGUGUUUAUGACCCGUCGGGACGUCCUCACAUGCGCCCAUGAGCCAUUUGGUGAUAGCUAUUACUAUGGUCCUGAGAGACUUGGUGAGCGCUAUGCCAAUGAUGAGGCCGCUAGGGAGAGUAGUGGCUUUUCUAAGACCACCUAUCGUGAUGUCUUAGACCGGCUGGAAAAAGACGGCAGCGAGGGCAAGCGCGUCUUCAUAAAAGACAUGGCUUAUUACUUGAUGCCUCCAAACUCGCAGCCUGCGGCAAUCCCCAAGUCUCUGCGCAAGGGGGAUAGUUACUCUGAAAAGGGAAACCCGACAGUGAUACCCCUCGAUACCCUGAGGAACUUUCACUGGACAUUCCUUAUCCGUCACCCGCGACGAGCAAUUCCUUCAUAUUUCCGAUGUUGUGUGCCUCCGCUAGACGAGGUUACCGGUUUCAAGGAAUUCCUCCCUAGUGAGGCAGGUUACGUGGAGCUUCGCCGGCUGUUUGACUAUUUGCGGGAGCAGAACAUAGUUGGCCCGACGCUAGCUGGCGAAUCAAACGGGAAUAAGGCCGAUGGUGGAGUCACCGUCACUAUUAUCGAUGCCGAUGAUCUUCUAGAUCAUCCAAAUCCCGUCGUCAAGGCAUUCUGCAAGGAGACCGGGAUCGAAUUCACGCCGGAGAUGCUUACCUGGGAAGACGCUGAAAACCAGGACUACGUCUCGGAAGCUUUUGCCAAGUGGAACGGUUUCCACAACGAUGCUAUCCACAGCAAGAGCCUCACAGCCAGGACUCAAGCUCACAAAACUGUCACCGAGGAAUCUGAGAAUGAUGAAUGGCAACAGAAAUAUGGCAAAGAGGCCCAGGAGACAAUCAGAGCUUGUGUGGAUGAGAAUAUUCCACACUACGAUUAUCUCAAGACCUUCGCCAUGAAGUUUUAG
Messenger RNA from Daldinia childiae, 969 nucleotides. RefSeq lists its product as uncharacterized. The coding region runs from base 1 to 969 and encodes 322 amino acids. The record is from RefSeq and is a predicted model, not a curated record. The transcript is spliced from 4 exons. NCBI's taxonomy places the organism in Eukaryota, Fungi, Ascomycota, Sordariomycetes, Xylariales, Hypoxylaceae.